CUGCUCAAGGCACAUCGCCUGCUCGACUUUGACAACAAACGCGCCUACUUCCGGACCAAGGUCAAGUCUGGCGAGGCCGGCGUUCAGACCGGCACACUAAGGCUGCACAUCCGGCGCGGCCACGCGUUCGAGGACUCCUUCUACCAGCUGCGCAUGCGCAGUCCGGCGGAGAUGAAGCACAAGCUGUCGGUGCUGUUCCAGGGCGAGGAGGGCGUGGACGCCGGCGGCGUCACGCGGGAGUGGUACCAGGUCAUGUCGCGCGAGAUGUUCAACCCCCAGUUCUCACUCUUUGCGCCGGUGCCGGAGGGGGGCACCACCUUCCAGCCCAACCCCUCUUCCGUGGUCCAGAACGACGAGGCGCGCGGCACCAACCACCUCGACUUCUUCAAGUUCGUGGGGCGCGUGGUCGGCAAGGCGCUGCACGAUGGCCAGUUCGUGGACGCGCACUUCACUCGCUCUUUCUACAAGCACAUGCUGGGCGAGCAGCUGACCUACCACGACAUCGAGGCCGUGGACCCCGACUUUUACAAGAACCUUACGUGA
Auxenochlorella protothecoides is the source of this 543-nucleotide messenger RNA. Its product is annotated as E3 ubiquitin-protein ligase UPL1. The annotation marks the transcript as partial. Gene Ontology annotation, biological process: protein polyubiquitination; proteasome-mediated ubiquitin-dependent protein catabolic process; positive regulation of protein catabolic process. Gene Ontology annotation, molecular function: ubiquitin-protein transferase activity. The transcript has 4 exons. The record is from RefSeq and is a predicted model, not a curated record. NCBI's taxonomy places the organism in Eukaryota, Viridiplantae, Chlorophyta, Trebouxiophyceae, Chlorellales, Chlorellaceae.